AGCACUCCAUAUAACUUAUUAACUGUAACCCGACAAGGAACUUUUUGUUAAGGUGUUGGCUAUUCAAAGAUGAUUCAACUAUGGGGUGUCACUGCUGUUGUCAUCACAGUUAUACUUCUGUCCGCUGCUGAUGCUGCAAAAGGCUUUGCAGAAGAGCUUCGGCACCUAAAACCCCAAGCCGACGCCACAACCCAGACCUCAGCAGCACAGGAGCUUAUUAAGAGACUUCUUCCUACAAGCCACCAACAUUUCAUACUCCAUGUCGACCCAGCUAUUGGAAAUGAUGAUCAACUGGAUAGUUUUGAGAUUUCAGCUGACGGAACCUCGGUGAAGGUCAUCGGCACCACAGGAGUAGCGUUGGUAUGGGGCGUCCAGCAUUACCUGGUCCAUUACUGUAACUGUCACAUCUCUUGGGAUGGAAACCAACUAUAUCUACCUCCCGAUGGGCAGUGGCCUGUGAUAAAACCACCUCUGAAGGUCACUACUCCUAACAGAUUCCGUUACUACCAGAACGUGUGUACCGUGAGCUACACAUUUGCCUGGUGGGAUUGGGAGCGUUGGGAGAGGCACAUCGACUGGAUGGCACUGAGCGGUAUCAACCUUCCGCUGGCUUUCAAUGGACAGGAAGCUAUCUGGCAGAAGGUCUACCUUAAGAUGGGUCUCCAACAGGAGGACCUGGACAAACACUUUGGUGGACCAGCAUUCCUCGCAUGGGCUCGCAUGGGCAACAUCGAUGGAUGGGGCGGACCCCUGCCACAAUCGUGGCAUGAAAACCAACUGGCUCUACAACACAAGAUUCUGAGGAGGAUGAGAGACUUGGGAAUGAUACCUGUUCUACCUGCGUUUGCAGGUCAUGUCCCAAAAUCCUUUUCAACAGUCUUCCCGAAUGCAUCUGUAUCAUAUCUAGGGGACUGGGGACAUUUUGGUGAGAAAUACUGCUGUACUGCACUUUUAGACCCCCAGGACCCGAUGUUUGCCCAGGUUGGGAAGGCUUUCAUUGAUGCAAUGUCUGAGGAGUUUAAUGGUACAGACCAUAUCUACAGCGCAGAUACAUUCAACGAGAACACGCCCAGUUCAAAUGAUUCUGCCUAUCUUUCAGCUGCCAGUAGGGGUGUAUAUCAAGGCAUCAUCGAGGGGGAUCCCCAGGGGGUGUGGCUUAUGCAGGGCUGGCUGUUCCAGAGGAGUGAAUUCUGGGGCCCCUCCCAAAUCAAAGCCCUCCUACAUGGUGUCCCAAUUGGCCGAAUGAUCGUCCUGGAUCUCUUUGCGGAAGCCCGUCCCAUCUACAACGCCACGGAAUCCUUCUACGGUCAGCCGUUCAUAUGGUGUAUGCUCCACAACUAUGGCGGCAAUCAUGGUCUCUAUGGCAAGCUCAAUGCUGUUAACAAGUUUCCCUUUGAUGCCAGACAAUUCAAGAACUCUACAAUGAUUGGCAUGGGCUUAACACCAGAGGGCAUCCUUCAAAAUUAUGUAAUGUACAACUUCCUCACCGACAUGACCUGGAGGUCAGAAAGCACAAAUGUCUCUAAAUGGAUUGAGGAAUAUUCUAGCAGACGCUAUUAUUCUCCAGACUCUCGGCGGAGCAAGGAGGCUGCUGAGGCCUGGGCUAUCUUACGAAGCACCGUCUAUAACAACACAGGCAUCUACAAAGAUCACCAACAUGCAAUACCUAUUAUGAGACCUUCGAAUAAAUUAAAAUCUUAUAUUUGGUAUGAUUAUACUGAAGUGGCCAAGGCAUGGGAUUUACUACUCCAAGCAUCAAAGGUGUUGGAAACAAGUUCUUUGUUUAGGUAUGAUCUGGUGGAUGUGACCAGAAAUGUUUUACAGGACCUUGCUUUUCAUUUUUAUGAAAAGAUAAUGGAGUCUUUUCAUGCACAGAACAUCACAGCCAUCAGAGGUAACGGGACUCUUCUCUGUAACUUGAUUCUUGACAUGGAUAACAUCACUUCCUCUCAUGAGAAAUGGUUGCUAGGUACAUGGCUGGAGGAUGCAAAGUCCCUAGCAACGAAUCAUAAAUGCAGUUGCCAACAUACAGUCCACUGA
Messenger RNA from Lytechinus pictus (painted urchin), 2040 nucleotides. Its product is annotated as alpha-N-acetylglucosaminidase-like. The coding region runs from base 70 to 2040 and encodes 656 amino acids. The transcript is spliced from 17 exons. The record is from RefSeq and is a predicted model, not a curated record. NCBI's taxonomy places the organism in Eukaryota, Metazoa, Echinodermata, Echinoidea, Temnopleuroida, Toxopneustidae.